UGGUUCGCGAGUACCGACCAAAACCUCUAAGAAGCUGAAACCUCAAACAGAAACGAGAACGAUAAAAUAACCGCUUCGCUCCAUGGUGUACAAAUGCGCCAGCCAUGAGGUAUCAUAUUACCUCACAAAGACCACUAUUCUACUCUCGCGGCCUCGCUUGGCCCCAGUAAAAGUCGGAUGAAUUUGCCUGGAUCCUGACCAAACUUCAACGCUUUGGUUUCAACAAAGAUCCUGGAAACAUGGGUCCAUUGGAGGCAAUAACGACGGUAUUUGUCUUCGGACUGCUGCUCGCAAGAAUACGCACCCCCUCCUGCCCUGUUUCCUUGGAUUUCGCCUUCAUUUUGGACGGCUCAGGAAGCAUCUCCAAGAAAAAUUGGGGUAAAAUUAAGGAGUUUGUCAAACGCGUUAUGGAUGCGUUCGACGUUUCUCCAGACGGCACCCACUUUGCGCUGCUUGAGUACAGUACAGAUCCCAAAGUUUACCUCAGAUUUAACGAUUUCACCGAUGCACAGCUCAAUGUUGUGAAUGUCAAGCGAAAGGUAGAAGAAAUCAUACAAUCGAAAGGAAAAACAUUCAUUGAUAAAGCCUUGGAGUUAGCGAAUCAAGAAAUUUUCACCGCUGAAGGUGGCAUGAGAGCAGAUGUCAAGCAGAUUGCUCUGGUGCUAACAGAUGGUACCCAGACCGAAGAGCCCAGUCCAGUAGCAGCAGCAGAAAACCUUAUUGCUGCAGCCCAACAGUUGCAUGACAAAGGAAUUGAUGUCAUUGCGCUUGGGAUCGGAAAGAACGUCAACCCCUUCCAGAUUUUAAACAUAGCUUCCGAUGAAAACAAUAUUUACACUGCAGAAAAAUUUGAAGAACUCCUGAAUCUCGUCGCGGGAGAACUGACUAGGCGAGAGUGCCUAGCUUGUUCAGAGCCAGUUGAUGUGGUAUUUGGAAUUCCAACUUCCCAAAGUAUUCCUGCGGGCCAGUUUGAGAGUAUGAAGUAUUUCGUGAAUGAAACCAUCGAUUCGUUCGAUGUGGGUCCCUUGAAAGUACAUGUUGGUUUUGUUACUUACAGUUCCUCCGCACAGACAACGGCGGCCAUCAACCAACUGGACACAAAGGAGGACCUUGAAUCCUUUACUUCUAGACUCAGUCAACGAGGGAAAAGUGCUAACGUGGUCUCUGCACUGGAUGAAGCCUACAGCAGCACCUUUACCAUAUAUGGCGGUGUAAGACAGUCCAAACCCAAGGUGUUUAUUCUUAUUGUUCCAGAAGGUUCGGUCAGCGGUCAACAGGAGGUACUACAAGCCGCAACAAGGCUUAAGAGCCUUGGAGUAAGGUUGCUUACCGUAGGAGUUGGGCAAAACGUUGACCAAAACCUCUAUGCGCUUGCGUCAACUCAGCCCCCUUCAAAGUUUUUUUACAGCGUCCCAGAUCACAAGAAACUGGGCGAAAAAAGUAGAGUUGUUGCAGAUGUGCUUUGUAAAGGUAAAGUUGGAAAAUGUCCCCUACCCUCUCUUCCCCCAGAAUUCUGUCCAAGAAACCCCGAUGACGAAUGUGAUGUCGAUGCAGAUUGUAACUCUGGUGGGGGUUCUCCGCUGUGUUGCCUGAACGGCUGUGGUGGACGGCAAUGUCUUGGACAAAUCAGAAGUUGCUUUGUUCCAAUGGAUGUCGCCAUCGCUGUGGACAAUUCCGACGCAACAACCAGCAGCGAAUUCAACAACGUGAAACGAUUCCUUAAGCAAUUCAUUAACCAGCUUGCGAGCUCGGAGGUUCGAUUUUCCUUGCUUGAAUAUGGCAACACUGCUAAUGUAAUUACAGAUUUUCGCAGCUCUCGUGACCAAAUCUAUCUGGAAAAUCUCAUCGAUAACAUGGCCAAACGCAAUGACUCUGAACGCAGGGUAGACGCUGCUCUGAACACGACCAAAGAGAAGAUUUUCAGCUUAGCAGGAGGAAUCAGACACGGACAUCCACGAUACCUUGUCUUCGUAAGCUCCGGAGGCCCAACUGCGGAGUUCAUCGUUCUCGAGGGAGCUGGGAAAAAGCUACGUGAUUUGGGCGUGACCUUUGUUGCCAUAGGAACGAAUACGGGUGUCCCUGGGGCUUUUUUACAAAAGCUAGGAGGCGACAGUCGUUUCAUCUACAGAGCCGAAGAGCCGAGUCAAUUGGGUGGAAUUGUCUUAGAAGAUUUGUCGCGUAAAUUGUGUGCAGAGAAGCCUGGAACAUGUCCAGUAGUUGACGCGACCCCAGACCCACUUGCGUGCCAGGUGAUGCAACCAGACCCAGAAGAGACCAUAGUCUGUGGCCUAUCGGCAAACGGAGGGGGGCCUUCGGAGAAUUAUGACUGGGACUGUCCCGGGGAAAUGAAAUGCUGUUUGGAUCCGCAAACCGGCUGCUUUCAAGUAUGCCUCGAGCCAGAGAAUGUUUGCAGCAAGCAAUUUGAUCUGACGAUAGUGAUGGAAAAUUCCGCUCGAAUUGACGAAGACCAGUUAGAGCAAGUAAAAGACUUCAGUAAGCAGUUCGUCAAUGCAUUCGAUGUUCGCGAGGAAGGGACGCAUGUGGCCAUUGUGAGCUAUGGAACUGCACCAGUUGUUCAUACUCGGUUUGACUCCUACAGUGGUCCUGUGCUCAGUAAAGAAAAAAUCACAGAUGAUAUCGACAAAAUUGUCUUUGAGAGUGGGAAUGCUGUGACAACUAACACUGCCUUAACAGAGGUGUUCAAGACAGUUUAUGGUGACGGAAAUGGGGCGCGGAAUGGAACCAAUAAGACAGUUGUUCUUAUAACUGCGGGCAAUCUGUCGGACCCCAUGACGGCUGUCGAUGCUGCCAUCGACAUCAGAGCCAUGCCUGCUGACUUGUUUGUGGUAGCGAUUGGUGAAGACCCGGACGUGGACGCCCUUGUGCAGAUAGUGUCGCCACCAGCUGAAAACAACGUGUUCUUGGCGACUACCUCUGGUGACUUACGACCCAGCUUGCGGACAAUUACGGACACAGUCUGUGAAGGAGCUGAGAAAAUGUCAACGAUAAUUGGACCGCCUGGUGAUCCCGGAGUUGCUGGUAACCCGGGUCCAGAGGGACCAGCCGGACCAAGAGGCGAUCCAGGGGACCCCGGAGAGCCGGGAGAAGCCGGAGAACCAGGGCCUCUGGGACCACCAGGACCACCGGGACCACCGGGAUCACCGGGUGGCGGGGGAGGGGGAACCAUAGGUUCCCUGAGGCCUCCGGGGGAGAAAGGACCCAUAAAUAAUGAAAAAGGUCCCGUUGUGCCACCCAUGAUCCUUCCUAUACGACAACAAGCUAGACAGGGACCCCCAGGACGACCUGGAAUACCUGGUCCGCGGGGACCACGAGGUCCUCCAGGUAUCCCAGGGUAUCGAGGCCGAAUAGGAGCCAGAGGACCUAGGGGCCGAGUUGGUUUGAUAGGACCAGUUGGUCGCCCAGGACGACGCGGAACAGAAGGGGCACCGGGGAAACGAGGAAAUCCUGGCAUUCUUGGUGAACCUGGAGAGAAAGGCCAGUCAGGUGACUCUGGGGAGGAGGGGCACUCAGGCCUCAAAGGACAUAAAGGUCGUCGCGGUCAAACUGGUCCGAUAGGAGAACGGGGAGAGGAAGGAGAGACGGGCAUGCAAGGUGUAAAUGGCGCUCCAGGAACCAACGGGAAACCCGGAAAAAAGGGACCUCAUGGAAUUACUGGGAAGCAAGGAAGUACGGGAUCCCCUGGUUCUCCAGGAGCUAAAGGUGUCGAGGGCGAGGAAGGUGACCAGGGCGCAGCUGGUAAGCCUGGCUCUCCAGGUACUCCAGGAGUUGUGGGACAAAAAGGAGAAAGCGGGACGAGUGGUUUGGUUGGAUAUACGGGUUACCAAGGCGACAGUGGUAAUACUGGACCUAUGGGGCCGAAGGGGACGGCGGGAAGUGACGGAGAGAUUGGAGAACAGGGACCGAUUGGGGGAAAGGGUUCCAUCGGUGAUAAUGGAUCUCCCGGAGAAAUGGGUGCACAAGGACUUGACGGUCGGGAAGGGAGCACUGGUACGGAGGGACCCAGAGGAUAUCAAGGAUCCACGGGAAAUCCAGGGAUUCCUGGAAAGAGAGGAGAAGUUGGUGUAAAAGGCAAACCGGGUAACAGUGGGAGACCAGGAUCACCCGGAAGGCGGGGACCUCGAGGGAAAAGGGGAGCUUACGGUGACACUGGCGCCAAAGGCACCAUGGGUAUCAUCGGUUCAAGGGGACCAGCAGGAUCAGAAGGACCCAUGGGAUCCCCUGGGGAACGUGGUGUUAAGGGAGUGCCUGGAAUAGAAGGGUCGCGAGGGUAUUCGGGAAGACAAGGUGAAAGGGGAGACAUGGGAGAUUAUGGACCUCUUGGAGUUCAGGGAGAACAGGGGCCGCCAGGACUGACUGGAAGAACUGGUCGAUCCGGAUCACCCGGUUUACAUGGCGAGGAAGGGGAUUCUGGGAAACCUGGUGAAGUCGGUCCUCUGGGAGCCUCCGGAAGCCCAGGUAUAUCGGGUCCAGUUGGAACCGAAGGCGAACUGGGAAAGCCGGGAGAUGCUGGAGAACAAGGAGAAGCCGGGCCCGAAGGACCCAAGGGAGCUCUUGGACCAAGUGGAACGAUAGGUUCCCCUGGAGUAGCUGGUCAACAGGGGUCCGGUGGUGCAGUUGGUGAGGCAGGUGACACUGGAUUACCAGGGGGAGAGGGGUUACCAGGCUUCCCCGGGUCAAAAGGAGAUGACGGAAGUCCUGGGGCAAAGGGAUCUAAAGGAGACGAUGGCAUGAAUGGUGUUCCGGGAAGUCAGGGACCAAUGGGAAAAUCUGGAGACAAAGGAUCAAGCGGAAAAAAUGGUGUGCCCGGCGCCUCGGGUGAACGCGGUGACCAGGGGAAAUCUGGACAAAUCGGGGUGCCUGGUCCGAUGGGUCAGCCUGGAAUUCUGGGUCCUGUGGGACGUGUAGGUUCUAUGGGUGCUCCUGGUCAUUCAGGUGACGCCGGCUCCAAGGGUGAAAUGGGUAUGAGAGGCCCUCAUGGAAAGCGCGGAAAACGAGGAUCAAACGGACAACCCGGAAAGGACAGUUUUAUGGGAUCACGUGGAGCUAAAGGAAGCAGAGGAGAGAAAGGAGUGACCGGUGAAGGUGGUUUGCCAGGAAUGCCAGGGAACAAUGGCAACUUGGGUCCGCGUGGAGAUAGGGGUGACCAAGGCGGCCCCGGAUUUGAAGGAACCGAGGGAAGUGCAGGACCUGUUGGUAAUCAAGGACGACAAGGAGAUCCAGGCAUAAAAGGAUCGCUAGGCGAGGAUGGACUGCCGGGACCUGCAGGUGAACAAGGCAUUCGGGGCGCUCCUGGUUAUCGGGGUACAAACGGACCUUUAGGGGACCGAGGGCCACUGGGAGGCAACGGAGCACCAGGUGGGAUGGGAUCUCCAGGGGCCACAGGGCCAUCGGGAGAGUUGGGAGCCGCAGGAAUACCUGGGUUGGAUGGUAAACCAGCACAAGCGGGGUCACUUGGUAACAGAGGAAUGCCGGGAAGUAGAGGAGAACGUGGAAUCCCGGGUCGUCCCGGACGUGAUGGUGUACUUGGCGGUACAGGAGACAGCGGUCCUCAGGGUCAACGAGGCGAAGGUGGGCCCAGCGGACCACCUGGGCGGACAGGACAAAUGGGGCUGCAUGGAUUGAUUGGCGCUCGGGGAAUCAUUGGUGAGGUUGGCUCUAAGGGUGAUACAGGAGAUCCUGGUGCGAGCGGAAAAGAUGGAGCCACAGGAAAGCAGGGGGAGGCUGGAAGGCCAGGUCGAAGAGGUUCCCCUGGAGACAGAGGAAAAGAGGGCACUUUGGGAUCUGGAGGACCCAUCGGAAAUCCUGGACGUGAUGGAUUUAAGGGUGUACCAGGAGAACCCGGUGGACAUGGAACAACUGGGCAGCCUGGCCUUCCCGGAAUUGCCGGGUCCCCAGGGAUGAGGGGAAGCCCUGGAUCGAGUGGCAUGGACGGAGGAAGAGGAGAGUCAGGCGGUUUGGGAUCCAAGGGAUUAGCCGGUGAAGCAGGAGAUGCUGGUGAACCCGGCGAAAAUGGAGAAACUGGAAUAGUUGGAAAUAAAGGAGACCGCGGUGAUCCUGGUCAGAGGGGUCCCUCGGGAAAACCAGGCCUGAAGGGACCAGAAGGAUCUGUUGGGCAAAAAGGAAACAGAGGUCGAACCGGACCAAGGGGCGAAGACGGAGCGUUGGGACGAGCUGGUAUCCAGGGCUCUCAAGGUUCACAGGGAAUCGAUGGUCUGAGUGGUUUUCCAGGAGAAAGGGGCGAUGCUGGCCACAGGGGACCUGAAGGAGAUAGGGGUAUGCCUGGACCUACCGGACCCCCAGGACCCCCGGCAGACAUAAGAUCUCUCAGUGGCUAUGUCCAGCGCUUGAAUAACCGAGGCACUGGCUCUUACAGCAUUGAAAAUGAAAAAGCAAAGCUGUACAGAGGUUCAAAAGAUCAGAGCGGAGAGGCUUUAAUAGAUCCAGUUAAACUUACGUUGGCUUUGAUGCAUUACGAACUUGAAAUGUACAAGCAACCUAAUGGCACUAAAGAAUUUCCAGCCCGUACGUGUCGAGACCUCGUAGCAUGUUAUCCAGGUCUCACCAGCGGUGACUUUUGGAUUGACCCAAAUGAGGGCGUGCCCGAUGAUGCUGUCAAAGUUUACUGUGACUUCUCCUUCAACGCAACUUGUUUACACUCCAACAAUGAAAAGAAGCCAUUCACGAUCAGAAAGAGGAAAUGGUUCUUAGGACCUGACGAAUACAAAUGGCUUGGAGCAGAUCUUGGCGCCUUUAACAAGAUCAAGUACGUCAAAUACUCCAGCCAAAUCUCAUUUCUUCGCCUGCUGAGUGACCGCGCCCGCCAGUCUAUAACCUACCAUUGCAAAAACUCUGUAGCCUGGUAUGACCAACAGCUUAAUGACGUCACCAAGUCAUUAAAAAUCAUGACCGAUAAUGGUGUGAUUAUACACUCGAGUUCGUCUAACAAGUUCAAGCCCAGUGUACUCGCAGACAAUUGUCAAGUAAAGAACGGCACGUGGCUUUACACCAUAAUUCAAGUGGACACGCCCAAACCAAACCGACUUCCAGUACGAGAUGUAGCUGCGUACGACAUCGGAGACGAAAACGAAGAAUUUGGACUGGAAAUUGGACCUGUUUGCUUUUAUUAAUCUUUUUAUUCUCUCUUUUAUCUUCUUAUAACAUGCCGUUGAAGUAAACUCAAGGAAUUUGUACCAUAUGUUUUAACUUAUUGUGUGGACUGCUUGAAUGAUAUUUUAAAUAGCCAAUUAUAAUUCAGCUAAUUCUC
Stylophora pistillata is the source of this 7285-nucleotide messenger RNA. RefSeq lists its product as uncharacterized. Gene Ontology annotation, cellular component: extracellular region. Gene Ontology annotation, molecular function: peptidase inhibitor activity; extracellular matrix structural constituent conferring tensile strength. Gene Ontology annotation, biological process: extracellular matrix organization. Lineage: Eukaryota; Metazoa; Cnidaria; Anthozoa; Scleractinia; Pocilloporidae. The record is from RefSeq and is a predicted model, not a curated record.